Molecule: messenger RNA, 2358 nt
Organism: Synchiropus splendidus (mandarinfish)
Lineage: Eukaryota; Metazoa; Chordata; Actinopteri; Syngnathiformes; Callionymidae
Gene: abcf2b
Product: ATP-binding cassette, sub-family F (GCN20), member 2b
Exons: 15
Coding region: 237-2072 (611 amino acids)
Molecular function (GO): ATP hydrolysis activity; ATP binding
Source: RefSeq, a predicted model, not a curated record
CAUUUAUUUAGGUUGACGUUACAGUUGCCGUCGGUGAAAUAAAGAGGCCAAGAAAGUGUCAAGUUUCGCUCCACUGCAGUCUCAGCGGAAAGGGCGUGGUUGUCCUUUGUCCCCGCCCACUUGUCCAUAUAUGGUCCGUCUGGCGGUGCGCAAGGCGGCUACAUCCACCCGGCAAAAUUCGGCACGAGAUCUCGGUGUGCUUCCCGGUCUCGAUAACGAAGUAGCCUUCUACAACCAUGCCAUCCGACUUGGCCAAGAAGAAGGCAGCGAAGAAAAAGGAGGCGGCCAAGGCCCGCCAGCGGACCAAGAAGCCCGAGGAGGCGAAUGGGGAGAGCGAGCAGCCCGAGAGCCACCAGAACGGAGCCGACACUAACGGUGUUGCCAGCUUGACCAAAGAGCUGGAUGAAUUUGAGCUGCAAAAGACAGAAGCCCGGGCGGUGACCGGCGUCUUGGCCUCACACCCCAACAGCACAGACGUCCACAUCAGCAGCCUGUCGCUCACCUUCCACGGCCAGGAACUUCUCUCAGACACAAGUCUGGAGCUGAACUCCGGCAGGCGCUAUGGCCUCAUCGGUCUCAACGGCACAGGCAAGUCCAUGCUGUUGUCGGCCAUUGGCCACCGUGAAAUUCCCAUUCCAGAGCACAUAGACAUCUACCACUUGACUCGGGAGAUGGCACCCAGCGAGAAGACGGCUCUGCAGUGUGUCAUGGAGGUGGAUGAGGAGAGGAUCAUGCUGGAGAAGGAGGCAGAGAGGCUCGCUCAUGAAGACGCCGAGUGCGAGAAGCUGAUGGAUCUGUACGAGCGUCUGGAGGAGCUGGACGCCGACAAGGCCUCAGUGCGAGCCUCCCGGAUCCUUCAUGGUUUGGGUUUCACCGCUGCCAUGCAGAACAAGAUGCUCAAAGACUUCAGUGGAGGCUGGAGGAUGCGCGUGGCUCUGGCCAGAGCGUUGUUCAUCAAGCCCUUCAUGCUGCUGCUGGAUGAGCCGACGAACCACUUGGAUCUGGACGCCUGUGUGUGGUUAGAGGAGGAACUCAAAUCGUUCAAGCGGAUCCUGGUCCUCAUCUCACAUUCGCAGGACUUCCUGAACGGCGUGUGCACCAACAUCAUCCACCUGCACCAGAGGAAGCUCAAAUAUUACACGGGUAACUACGACCAGUAUGUGAAGACCAGAGAGGAGCUGGAGGAGAACCAGAUGAAGCGCUUCAACUGGGAACAGGACCAGAUCGCACACAUGAAGAACUACAUCGCCAGGUUCGGUCACGGCUCUGCCAAGCUGGCCCGUCAGGCUCAGAGCAAAGAGAAGACGCUGCAGAAGAUGGUGGCGUCGGGACUGACUGAGCGUGUUGUGAAUGACAAGACUCUGUCAUUUUAUUUUCCUCCCUGUGGGAAGAUUCCUCCUCCUGUUAUCAUGGUUCAGAAUGUGAGCUUCAGAUACAGCGACGCCACGCCGCACAUAUACAAAAACCUGGAGUUUGGUAUCGACUUGGACACCAGAGUAGCUCUGGUGGGGCCCAACGGAGCGGGAAAGUCCACCCUGCUGAAGCUGCUGAUGGGAGAACUUCUCCCCACCGACGGCAUGAUCCGCAAACAUUCUCACGUCAAGAUCGGAAGGUAUCACCAGCAUCUGACGGAGCAGCUGGAGCUGGACUUGUCGCCGCUGGAGUACAUGAUGAAGUGUUUCCCUGAGAUCAAGGAGAAGGAGGAGAUGAGGAAGAUCAUCGGGCGCUACGGUCUCACCGGAAAACAGCAGGUCAGUCCCAUCAGGAACCUGUCCGACGGGCAGAAGUGCCGGGUCUGCUUCGCUUGGCUGGCCUGGCAGAACCCGCACAUGUUGUUCCUGGAUGAGCCGACCAAUCACUUGGACAUCGAGACCAUCGACGCACUGGCAGAAGCCAUCAACGAGUUUGACGGCGGGAUGAUGCUGGUCAGCCACGACUUCAGGCUCAUUCAGCAGGUGGCGCAAGAGAUCUGGGUAUGCGAGAACCAGACCAUCACCAAAUGGAAGAGGGACAUCUUGGCAUACAAGGAACACUUGAAAUCGAAGAUCGAGAAGCAAGCGCACGACAUCUAGAACUCGACUACUGAAGGGGCUCUCGUCAUGGUCGUACUGUAACUUCACCUCCUCACAUCAGGCUGCUCUCCGAUUGGCUGACACGGCAUCCUCUGCACAUUCCGGACGCCCCUGGGAUGUGCCGUCAUCAUAGGAACUUUUAUUUUGGCCACAGUUUUACCCUCCAGCAGCUUUUAGGUCAUAUCUGUUUUAUGAUAUUUAAAAGUUGACACGUGCCCCUCCUCCAGUGUAAACGAGCAUCUGCCUUUAUUUAACAGUGUAAUGCAAUAAAGGUUUGUCUGACGAA